AUGGAGAGUCGAGAGGCGUGGCAACAAAUCAACGAAGAAGUUGCGGAAGAGCUGUUCGUUGGCUGUGGCAUGCUUCGCGUGCAGCCGAAUGAUGAGCUGGGCGCCCUGGAAAAGGAGACCUUGGCCAACAUGGAAAGAGCCAAUCUCCGUGGGGCACAGUUCGUGAAAAGCGACCUCAUUGACCGAGAACGCGCUGAGGAGCUGGGUUGGGCGCCAAAACUCUUGGACUUUGACAUGCCCCGUUCCUCUCCGACCAAAUCCUUCGAAGCUGUCCUAGACUCCACCGCAGGACUCACCUAUUGCAGUAAAGCCUGCGCGCACUUCCUUCAGAAAGCGAUUGCUUUAGGUGUGAACGUCGUAUUCGGUGCCCAGCAAGGUGCCUUUGAAUCCUUGGCUGAGAAGGACUUUUUCCAAUCUCCACACAAGCGAGCGGUAGGUCUGAAAACAAAGGAUGGCAAGGUCCACAACGCAGACAUUGUCGUCAUAGCCGAAUCUUCGGCCGGGAGCAUCGCCAAAUUUAAGGUUGAUGACAGCCAGGCCGAGCUGUGGAACAAAUACGCAUCGGAAAAUUUCCCUGUCAUCACAUGGAAAAGUGCUAAACGUGAUCAUCAGGGUAAGGAUGUGGGAAGUGUGUACGCGUUUCCCCGUACCCCUGACGGCGUGAUCAAGAUCGGCUAUCGCGGGAUCAAGUUCACAAACUUCGAGCCGGCCCCGCAAGGCAGCCACUUCACGCAAGAUGGAAAGUGGUCGGUACCUCUUCCGGCAGAUCAGAUUCAGCGCAUUCCUGAAGUAGCAGAAGAGGCAAUUCGCCAAUUCGUCUCCAUUUUUCUUCCAGACUUGAAAGAUGUGCCGUUCUAUUCGACGAAAUUAUGCUGGUACACAGACACCAUUGACAAUUCUUUCGUGCAAAAGCUUCGCCAUCACGUAUUGUCGGGAUCCACUGUUGUGGGUCCCAUCUUCAAGCAUUUACAAAGGGAAGCCAUUCCGCUAAGCAUAUUCCAAGAGCACCUUGCUGGUGCUUGA
Molecule: messenger RNA, 1023 nt
Organism: Didymosphaeria variabile
Lineage: Eukaryota; Fungi; Ascomycota; Dothideomycetes; Pleosporales; Didymosphaeriaceae
Exons: 4
Coding region: 1-1023 (340 amino acids)
Molecular function (GO): sarcosine oxidase activity; flavin adenine dinucleotide binding
Source: RefSeq, a predicted model, not a curated record